Messenger RNA from Candoia aspera, 1448 nucleotides. It is a transcript of the gene NRN1L, whose product is annotated as neuritin 1 like. The transcript is spliced from 3 exons. Gene Ontology annotation, cellular component: plasma membrane. The record is from RefSeq and is a predicted model, not a curated record. The coding region runs from base 54 to 560 and encodes 168 amino acids. Gene Ontology annotation, biological process: neuron projection extension; nervous system development. NCBI's taxonomy places the organism in Eukaryota, Metazoa, Chordata, Lepidosauria, Squamata, Candoiidae.
AGCCUUGAGUUCCCAGCCCGACUCCCUCCAGAGCGGUCGGCGGCGGAGGCACUAUGGGCUGCGGGGCGCUGCUGGGGGCCUUGGCGCUGCUGCUCGCCUUGCAUCUGGUGCUAGUGGAGCAGCCAGUGAAUGUGGCUGGCGGGAAGUGCAAUACCAUCUACAAGGGAUUUGCAGAGUGCCUGAUCAGCCUUGGAGACAGCAUGGCUCAAAAUGUUCAGAAGCAUCAGGAGGAUGACACCAUCCAGGAUCAAGAGGACUUGGACACCAUCUGUAGGUCCUGGGAAGACUUCCACACCUGUGCCACCCAGGUUUUGUCCAACUGCCCUGAAGAGGCAGCCAACAUCUGGGAGUCCCUUCGGCAAGAGUCCCAGAAGGUCCAGUUCCAAGGCAACCUCCAUGACCUGUGCAGCUCACGGGCCCAGCUGGCUGGUGAUGGGAGGGCUUUACAUGUGGAUGAGACCAAUCAAGAAACCUUGCGGGGGGCAGCUUGUCUUCUCUGGCCCAGCCUCAUGGGUAGAUUGACUCUUGUGGUUCUUGUGACUUUGGUACCCUUUGUUUAGUCUGGUGGCAGUGGGGAGGCCCACCCUCCUCUACUGUCCACCAUGGUAUGGACUGGUGACCCUGUUCUGCUCCCUUCCAGGGAAUUUUGUCAGGCUUAGCGGUUGAUGGCAGUGCCUAGUGUGCCCUGAUGGUCAGGGAUGUGGUCUCUUGGGUGGGAGGACAGGCAGCUUUGGGCUUGCCUGCCUGGAACCUGCCUAAUUCAAAGCACCUCAGAUGUAUUUAUUUAGUCAAUUUAUAUACCCAUCCUCUCCACAUAUGACUCAAGGCAGCAUACAAUUAAAACAACACUAGUAGUAUAAAAAUAUAAUCAAAUAUAAAACAAAUUACACUGGAGGCAAUAUAACAAUUAAGCCCAACCAGUCUGGACAGGUUCAGAAGACCUCCUGACCCAAUGUCUGGGGGGAAAAAAAAUCUUAAAAGCCUUAGCAAAAGUAGGAAGGGUCAUCCAGUUCUUAGGGGACUACUAAUCCAUAGGGCAGGUGCAAGAACAGUGAAGGCAUGUUUCCUGGAUCUCAUAAGAUAACAUUGCUUAGGCAAUGGGACUCAGAGCAUGUCAGCUUUGCUUGAUCUUACUGGAGAUGAAAAAAUAAUCGGAGACAGGUGAUCUCACAAAAAACAGGCCUUGUGCCAUGAAGAGCUUUAAAAGUGAUAACCAGCACCAUUGGCAACCAGUACAGCUCAUGAAGUAGCAGUGUUAGAUGAGAAUACCAAGCUGCACUCAUAGCUGCCCCCCACUGCUGCAUUCUGGACCAGUUGUAGCUUCUAAGUGAUCUUCAAGAGCAGUCCCAUGUUGGUGUCAUUGCAGAAAUCAGACAGGAGGCGACCAAGGCAUGAGUGACCACGAAGAGGGCCUCCCAAUUCAGGAUUGAAUGCAAUUGUUGCACAAA